GAUAGGUAGCAAUAGCAUUGGUGAUUAGUGGCAUGCAAAUAUGGAUAAAUGGGAUCUUGAACUCGGUCUUGCUCUCCCAAGCAAUUCACCUUGUGCAGGCUCUAAUGAUGAUAUGGAGGAGGAAGAGGAAGAAGAAGAGGAAGGGGAGAAGGUUACACAUCCCACUCUGUGUCUCCUUCCGUUAACCCCUGGCCACUCAUGGAGGAAGAAACGGCAUAGGAUGUAUGUGAAGGUGAAGAUGGAAGGUGUAGGGAUUGCAAGAAAGGUUGAUCUCACCAUGCACCAUUCAUUUCACACCCUUAACCAUGCCUUGCUCCACAUGUUUGGAAAACCCCCUCAUCAAUUCUCAAACUCCUAUCGCCUCCUUUUUCAGGACCAACAAGGCCAUUGGCUUCUCGCCAAAGAUGUCCCAUGGAGAACUUUCCUUCACUCUGCGCAGCGUCUCAAACUGCUCCGAACCACCACUACCAUCCUAUAACUAAUAGUUAAGAAUGGUUAGAUAAUUUAAUAUGUUUGACUAAAUUAUUAUGAAACGAUUUUCAAUUAUUAAUUUCCUAAGAAGACAACGGACUGAAUUUUCAUAUUAUCAAUUGUGUCUUUUCCUUUUUUUUUUUUUUAAUUUUAAAAUGACUAGUUGAUUAAUUUAUAUGAUAUAAUUAUAAUC
Molecule: messenger RNA, 664 nt
Organism: Arachis ipaensis
Lineage: Eukaryota; Viridiplantae; Streptophyta; Magnoliopsida; Fabales; Fabaceae
Source: RefSeq, a predicted model, not a curated record